AUGUCUGACGCGCACGUCGAAAACACGGACAUAUCGUCUAGCCCUGCGUUCCAUGCAUUGAACGACCUGUUCAACGAUGGUACGCUGACACAGGCCCAAGUCGACUUCUACAAGAGCAAGUAUGCUAAGCUGCAUGAAGAGAUUCUCAAGAUCUACCAGAACGAGAAGACGCUGCUUCCCAAGGCUAAGGAGCUGAAUGAAGAGCUGCGGAAGAAGAGGCUCGAAGCGGAGGAAAUCAUGGGGAAGGACCGGGAGGCGCACGAGGAGCUGGAGAGAACGAGGACGGAGUUCGCAAAGGCAGAGGCUGAAGUGGUCCUGUGCGAGGAGAGGGACGCGAUGCUGACGCUGGAGAUCGCGGAGCUGCAGAAGCAGAAGGAGGAGAUAGCACAGGAGAAGGAGACGCGGGAAAGGGAGGCCAUGGAGGCGUUGCGGCCGCGGAUCGAGGGGCUGGAGCAGCACAUCUCGCAGCUGACGUCGGAGAUCGAAGAGUCGAGCAAGCUUGCGCAGAAGCUGAAGGAGGAGAAGGCGGAGCUGGCUGAGAGGGCGUCGGGGCUCCAGGAGUCGAUCACGCAGCUGUCGGCGGACGUGGAGAACGAAAGGGCGGUGAUGAUGAAGGUGAGGGGGGAGCCGUCGAAGAUCAAGAAGCAGGCGGACCUGACAGAGAGCUCGCUGAACACGGUGACGGCUGAGCUGAAGUCAGUGAACUCAGUGAUGGAGGAGCUUGACAAGACGAUCAAGGAGCAGGCGGCGAAGAGAAAGACGCUCGAGGACGACAGAGACGAGCUGAGCCUUCUCAAGAGCAGGCACAACGACUCGAUCGAGCAGAAGAUGAGGAUCAAGCAGGAGCAGGAGCGAGACCUGGCUGAGCAGCUGAGCAGGAGGGACCACAUCCAGGAGGAGGCGCUGCAGCAGGACAUUACCAUGCGGGCGCUGCAGAUGGAGCAGAAGAGGGUCGGGGACUCGGUCUACAGGAUGCAGCGAGAGAAGGAGGAGACGGUAAAGCUCUUUCGCAAGGCCGAGCUGACGCUUGCGGCGUCCAAGGGGCUGGUGCCGAACCUCAAGUUCCAGCUGCAGGACUACCAGAGGUUGCUUGCCAACCAGCACAAGGAAAAGCGCGAUCAGCUGAAGAGGCUGGAGGAGCUGAACAGAGACAUUGACAUCUUCAUCAACGACUUUCUACAGGAGGAGGGGCUCGAGAAGGAGAAGGCAGCCGCCCUCGCCGCCCUCCUGCGCGAGAACAAGGAGCUCGAGGCCGAGUUUUCAAUGCUCAUGCAGCAGCAGCAGUCGCUGGAUCGUGAGACCUUCGAGCUGGGAGCCAAGAGGGAUAGCAAGGCGCGGGAGUACGCCAAGGCAGUGACGAGCAGGAAGGAGACAGAGGAGGAGAUCAAAGUGAAGGACAUCAUCAUCCUCGACCUCUCCAAGAGGUCGCAGAACCUCGCACAGCAGAUCAAGGAGCUCAAGGACCUCUACGAGCUUGUCAAGAACGAGAAGAACAAGACUGUCAACCUCAUCCAGACCAGCCAGCAGGCGCUGGCGGAGAUGAAGGAGAAGGUUGGGAUCCUGCAGAACGAAAUCGAGAUCCUCCAGAGCGAGACUUCGUCCAAGGACAAGGCUCUGACGGUAGAGCGGCAGGCGCUGGCGAAGGCGCUGGGGGAGAGGGACGCGGUCCGGUCGGAGGUGAACAAGUUGCUGUUCCUGUACAAGGACAAGCAGCAGACGGUGGACCAGAAGAUAUCAGAGAUCGAUAAGCUGAACAGCAUCAUUAACGUGGUCGAGAAGGACAUGGUGAGGCUGAAGAAGCAGUACGAGCAGGCGGUGGAGGAGAGGAACUACACUGGCAUCCAGCUCAUCGACAGGAACGACGAGCUCUGCAUCCUCUACGAAAAGAGCAACAUCCAGGAGCAGAUCCUGCGCAACGGUGAGCUCGAGCUCAACCAGAGGGAAGAAGAGCUGAGGGUUCUCGCCCUGGAGCUGGGCAAGUGCGAGUGGAUGUACAGCGUCACUACCAAGCUGCUCCCGCAGCUCCCGCGCGAGGAACUUAGCUACGAGCUCGAGUCUCCGAGCAACGAGUCGCGCUACCGGCUGCUGCAGGGCAAGGACCUCAGCAUCGAUGAGAUGCAGAAGAAAAUAACGCACCUGGAGGAUCGGCUCAACCUGAAGAAGGAGCAGCUGCUGGAGAAGGAGCUGGUGCUGGAGGAGGUAGGAGCACUGUCUGAGAGGCUGCGAAAUCAGGCGGUGGAGGGGAGGGAGGAGACGUUGGAUAUCGAGGUGGAAGAGUUGCACCAGGCGAAGAUGAAGUUGGAGCAAGGACUCCCUCCCACGGAGGAGGCGGAGAGAGAGUGGGAGAGGAUGCUGAGGAAGAAGGAGAUGAGGCAGGAGAUGAUCGCACGGCGACAGGAGGAGGUGCGGCAAAUGCAGGGGGAGCUCCAGACAACCGCCAUUCCUCGCCCCAACGCCUACAUGCCCGAGGACUUGGCGCUUCCUCGCCCCUACGGCGCCAUGGCGCCUUUCAAGCCAUCGGAGCCAGGGGCGAGCAUGCGGCACAUCGUCAAACCCCAGCCGAGAGAGAUCGAGAUCUGAGACAGAGCUUGCAAACAUGUUGCUCUACAUUCUUCGUUGUGGUCGUCUUUCAUCGUUCUUCGUCAUUCAUCGUUCUUGUUGUUGUUCUUUGAGAACGUAAUGGCGACGAUGAUGCGGGAGAUGGAGAUGAUUGUGAUGUGAUAUAUCAUCAUCUCAUUCUAUUGUUACUUUGAUCGCUCUCGAUCAAUCUUCUUGUCAAUUGCUUUCCAUCCAGUCGAAUUACAUCUUUUCUUUACUUUC
This is a messenger RNA of Guillardia theta CCMP2712, 2820 nucleotides long. RefSeq lists its product as hypothetical. NCBI's taxonomy places the organism in Eukaryota, Cryptophyceae, Pyrenomonadales, Geminigeraceae. The coding region runs from base 1 to 2580 and encodes 859 amino acids. Gene Ontology annotation, cellular component: cytoskeleton. The record is from RefSeq and is a predicted model, not a curated record. The transcript is spliced from 5 exons.